Hemicordylus capensis (graceful crag lizard) is the source of this 3410-nucleotide messenger RNA. RefSeq names its product tubulin folding cofactor A (gene TBCA). Gene Ontology annotation, cellular component: cytosol; microtubule cytoskeleton. NCBI's taxonomy places the organism in Eukaryota, Metazoa, Chordata, Lepidosauria, Squamata, Cordylidae. Gene Ontology annotation, biological process: tubulin complex assembly; post-chaperonin tubulin folding pathway. The record is from RefSeq and is a predicted model, not a curated record. The coding region runs from base 168 to 494 and encodes 108 amino acids. The transcript has 4 exons. Gene Ontology annotation, molecular function: beta-tubulin binding.
CGAGAGGGAGAAGACGUCACUGGGUUCCGCGCAGGCGCGUGUGCGUUUGUGUCUAGGCCAGGCGCGCGUUGACUGUGGUGUUUUCCUUCCGUGGGAGCUUUUUCCGUUGGCUUCGCCCUCCCGCCGCCCGCGAGCAGCCUCCUCUCCACGCCUCGGAACAGCGCGCCAUGUCGGACCCGCGAGUCAGGCAGAUCAAAAUAAAAACGGGCGUAGUAAAGCGAUUGGCAAAAGAAAAGAUUAUGUAUGAAAAAGAAGCAAAACAGCAAGAAGAAAAAAUUGAGAAGAUGAAAGCUGUAGCAGCAGAUGACUAUGGAAUUAAAAAGCAGACUGAGAUCUUGCAAGAAUCUCGAAUGAUGAUUCCAGAUUGCCAACGCAGACUAGAAGCAGCAUGUGCAGAUCUUGCUCAGAUAUUAGAAAAUGAAAAAGAGUUGGAAGAAGCUGAAGAAUAUAAAGAUGCACGUUCAGUACUGGAGUCAGUAAAGUUGCAAGCCUAGAUUUCUCUUAUCUAUGCCUUGGUAUUGGGUCCAUUGCCACUGUUCUGUAAUGUUUGGCCAUUGCUGAAUUGCUUAAAGUAGUGUUAAGAGCAACAACAUGCUAAGAGGAUCAUUUAUGCAAUUGUGAAUGUUCAAGAAAAAGAACAAAUUAUUGAAUAAAACCAUCGUCUCCAAUUUGUGUGUGUGCAUUUUGAGUACAGGUAGAACACAUUUAGUUUAUAAAUCUUUUCAAAAUUCUAUAUCUUUCCUUGAAGUCUAAAGCUAAGGUUUUAAAGUGCAACAGGAGUGGGAGUUUAUGAAGAAAUUCCUAGAACUGAGUGUAAAAGCAGAGGCUCUCCUUAUAGUCCUUUUUCUGAAUGAGACUAGAGUGAUCACACUCCCUGGUGGCGCAGUGGUAAAACUGCCGCCCUGUAACCAGAAGGUUACAAGUUCGAUCCUGACCAGGGGCUCAAGGUUGACUCAGCCUUCCAUCCUUCCGAGGUCGGUAAAAUGAGUACCCAGAAUGUUGGGGGCAAUAUGCUAAAUCAUUCUAAACCGCUUAGAGAGCUCUGGCUAUAGAGCGGUAUAUAAAUGUAAGUGCUAUUGCUAUUGCUAUUUGGAGUGAUUUUUUUAAAUUCCUUUUUUGAGGUAGGGUUAUUGGAAUUGGGCAUAUAUAUACUGUACGUAUGUCCAGGAUUGUGCUUGUGAGCAUCCUUCUUGAUGGGAUGUAUGGGCAAGCAGUGUUGAUACCAUUGUACUGGCACAAAAACUGGUAGCAUCUUCACUUAGAAACCUGAGUUUUGCUGGAAGAAUCCUUUGUUCCAGCAUGAGAGCUUAAUAUCCUCUCUCCAAACUGAAUUUCCCCCCUCUGUGAGGCAACAUUCAAGUACUUGGAUAACUGUAAAGUUACAAGCUGACAUAACGCUUGAAUGUUGCCUCAUAAAGUGGGGAAGAAGUUCAGUUUGAAGAGAAAUGCUUAAGCUCUCAUCAUGAAACAAAUGAGAAAAUCAGUUUUUAUUGCAUUAUUAAAAAUUGUGUGCAAAGCUAGCAACUUCUGAAGGGAAUAUCUUGGUAGCAGGCAUCUUGCAAACAAGAUGCCUUGCUAAUUGAUGCACUAAGUCUGUCCAGCAAAUUUUCAAAUAACAUUUAACUAGAUGUGGUGAGAGAGGCUGGAUGUCUACUCGUUUCCUUUACAUUGGUGGUCUGCCACAAUCCUAAGGUUGUAACUUUGUGCAUUGCUAAAGCUGUGCACUUAGGCAUGUUUGACUACCCAGAAAUAUGUGCUGCCCUCCUCAAUGAAGAGCCUGAACCUUCUUACAAGUUUGCUGAUUGGCCAGCUAAACAAACACAGGAGCAUAUCCUUCUGUUUGUAUCUUUCAUUAGCUAUGUAGUCCAUAUGUUGUGAUGUAAAUGCCACAAAGGUGACACUCUUAUGUUUCCUUAAUGGGCUCUCUGAUUCUUCAUUCCGCCAUUGUGCAAACUAUUAGUCAAACAGCACAUUAGAGCAAUGCACCAUUAAGAGAUACUCUUAAACCAGGAAAUCCUCUUUCCCAGCAAUGUGGGGCAUCUAUUUGCUGCCAAUAUCUUCAGGGUUCACCUGAAUGCACUCAACUGCCAUGGAUUCAGAGAUUACUGGCAGAUCAUGAGUAGCUGACUGGUCAGCCUGGCAGGCCCCUUGCCAUGUGCUAACCUUCAGGGGUAUUUUCAGCAGGAAAGUGGUGCAAGGGAAAUGCUAACCCGUUGCCCAGUGUGCUGCAAUCAGUCAAGUCCCACAACUCUCAGGGACAACUCUCAACUCUUCUGGGAGGCUGCAAAGGGAAGGGUGGAUUGCCAAAAAUCACUUCUCUCUGCACACAGCUCUUUAGUUUGAAUGCUGACUGGAGUCAUCAAGUAGUCAAACUGAUUCUAAACCCACAUCAAAAAUCCUACUCAGAGAGGAAUAUUCAAUGAACUGGAACAGAACCCCAGACCUAAACUCCUUUGUCUCGAACCGGAACCAGAAACAAACCUUUGUAUGUAGAAAGUGGUAAUCUAUUCAAAAUAAGUGGUUCAGUAAUCAAGCAUUCAUCUUUCAAUUAUAUAAUUUUAGGUUCCUGUUCUAAUCCUGUUUAUGUAUUAUUGUGUUUGAUUUAAUAAGAAACUUAUUUAAUUUUUCCCAAAGUAAAAAAAUUACUGUGUACUAUAGAGUUUCAUUGCCAGAUUGAGUUUGAUAUAAUAUUGUACAAAAUGUAUCAAAACUGGGUGAAUGGAAAGUGGUAACUUGUUGCCCAGUGUCUGAACCACUCUAAAUUGAAUCAAAACAUUUUCAAAAAAUAGUGAUGAACCGGAAAUGAACACACAUCUUAAUUGUUCAGCAUUCCCUGAGUGCCAUAUGGAGACUAUUAUUUUGAACCAUUCUGUGAUGCAUUUCCUAGGAGGCAAAUGAUGAUAAAAGGGCUGCCACAAAUAGAGUUUCUUUUAUUUUUGGGAGCAGGCGUUCCUUUGCACUGAUUGUGUUCACAUCCAAAAUUUCUAAUAAUCACAAACUGACUGACUUUCAACUGGCUCUUGCAACAGAUGUUUUGCUCUCCUCUCAUCUGAAAUGUGAGGAAACCAUUUUCAAUGUAGUUUGCUCAAUUUUCAUUGUAUACAUGACUUAACAAAACCAUCCGGUUUCAUCUAGCCCCUAAUUUUACACUCACAAUCUUCCAUAAUAUUUUAACGUUUUUCUCUUGUUCACCAGUAAUGAAAAAUUGGUGGGUGUUUUGUUUUUUAAAGAGUACAGUGGACUGGACAGAAUUUCACAGAUGCAUGGUGACUAGUGUGAUUUUAAAAAGCUAAUUGGAUCUUACCGUGUCUAUUGUAUUUUCUAAAAUGUUUGAAGCUUGUGGGGUUUUGUGUAACAAGCUUACAUUAUAUUUGGCAUUUGUAAAACUAUUAAAAAGUAGGUUGGCAAUA